CCUCGCCAUUCAUUGAGAUCACUUACCUCCAAACAAUACACAAUUUUAGCAAUGAGCCAUUUGAAUUUAGAAGACCCUAUGAGCAGGUUCUAACAGUGGAGCAGCCACAAAUGGGUUCUUCUACGUCUCUAGCUCUUGUUUUGUUCCUUGUGUUUGCUGGUGAAAUAAUGACAUCAGAGGGAAUUCGAAGAAGCAACACACAAAACAACAAGGGACAGCGCAUGGUAGCACCAAUGGAAGAAGAUGAAUUAUUGGCAUUGUUUGAAGUGAUGAGUGGUCUUCUGGAAGAUCCUGAAUGGGCCCAGGCACAUCCACAGCCAUGCACAGAUACCCCAUGGCCUGGUCUUGAGUGUGAAGUAUCCACCACUGACCCACCAAUCUUUCAUGUCACAAAGAUUCAUGUUGGUCCUGAUAUACUUUCACCACCUUGCAAAAAAUCCGCUUUCCUAUCACAAUCCUUGCUUAAACUCAAUUAUCUCAAAACCCUUUCACUCUUCAACUGUUUUGUUGCUUCUUCACAAGUGAUCACUCUACCAAAGACACUCUUUGGUACUUUCUCUUCAUUGGAACACCUUGCUUUGGAAAACAAUCCAUCUCUUUCUGGUGAGAUACCUACGAGUUUGGGAGAUGUUGGUUCUCUUAGGGUCCUGAGUUUGUCACAGAACAGCUUACAAGGUAACAUCCCAAGCAAGCUUGGUGGUUUGGUUUGUCUUGAACAACUUGACCUUAGUUACAACAACUUGAAUGGUUCAAUCCCCAUGGAAAUUGGAAAACUGAAGAAGAUGACCAUUCUGGACCUGAGUUGGAAUUCAAUUGAAGGGGCUAUUCCUCAUUCUAUAGGACAACUUCAACUCCUUCAGAAGAUGGAUUUGCACUCUAACAUGCUUGUUGGGAACAUUCCUCAUGAUUUGGGAAAUCUCAAGAGGUUAGUGUUGCUUGAUCUGAGUCAUAAUUUCAUUGAAGGGCCUAUUCCUGAAACUUUGUCAGGUAUGGAGGUUUUGGAGUAUUUAAUCAUUGAUAACAACCCCAUUAAAGAAAGGGUACCACUGUUCAUAGGGAAGCUUAAUAAGCUCAAAUCAUUGAGCUUGUCAGGGUGUGAAUUGAAUGGUCCUUUACCAAACUUGUUUUUUUCAUUGAAGAAUCUUACAGCUAUUUCCUUAGGUAACAACAGACUCAGUGGGCCAGUUCCUAAAGUUUUGGGGUUACUCCCAAACUUAGAUCAAUUGAAUAUAAGCUACAAUAAUCUAAGUGGGGUUCUAGAGCUUCCUGAAUACUUCAUCACAAAGCUUGGUAAGAGGUUGGAUGUGAGAGGAAACAAUGAGCUAUGCACAAGUGAUGAUGAUGAUCAACCAAAUAGGAAGAAAAACUUCUCUUCAUACUUGGGAAUCCCCUCUUGUUUCACCAUGGUGCCUAGGACUGCAAAUUCUUUUGCUGCUGGACCGGUUGAAAACCCUUCUGGGAUAAAGCCAUCUUGGUAUAACAACAUCAUAAGUUCGUGUCCAUCAUUGUUACAGGGGGAUCUUCGUGUCAUCCUAUUUACUUUGGGUUUGAAUUUGGUUUGGUUACCUGUUCUCUCAGAUUUUAUUUAGAUUAAUGAAAUUCAAAAGCUUUAGUUAA
Arachis stenosperma is the source of this 1617-nucleotide messenger RNA. Its product is annotated as receptor like protein 29-like. Lineage: Eukaryota; Viridiplantae; Streptophyta; Magnoliopsida; Fabales; Fabaceae. The record is from RefSeq and is a predicted model, not a curated record. Gene Ontology annotation, molecular function: protein binding. Bases 111 to 1589 code for a protein of 492 amino acids. The transcript has a single exon.